Molecule: messenger RNA, 3422 nt
Organism: Suillus paluster
Lineage: Eukaryota; Fungi; Basidiomycota; Agaricomycetes; Boletales; Suillaceae
Product: ribonuclease H-like domain-containing protein
Exons: 7
Coding region: 170-3115 (981 amino acids)
Molecular function (GO): RNA binding; protein binding
Source: RefSeq, a predicted model, not a curated record
CCCUCUGGGUACUUAUAGUAUAUGAUAUCACGUGAUGUAAGGAAUACAAAAACCUCCUUUUGACCGUUCGGCGUUUAACAUCACUUGUACUGACCUUACACAUUGCAACGUUGCAACAUUGAGCCACUAGACGAACCCUACUGUACAUUGCAGUAAGAGUUCGCUGAACAUGUCUUACAGAGGCGAUCGAGGCCGGGGUGGCUUUGACAGAGGAAGAGGAGGACGAGGAAGCCCCGUUGACCGGGGACGAGGCUCGUUUGCACCGUCCGGCUUUCGUGGCGGUGGCGGUGACCGUGGUGGGAGGGGUGGCGGCGACCGUGGUGGGUGGGGUGGUGGCGACCGUGGUGGCGACCGUGGUGGUCGAGGGUUCGACAGAGGGGGCCGGGGAAGGGGCUUUGGUGCUCCUAGAGCACAAGGCGGGUCAGUGCCACGUUGGAACGGUGUCAUUCUGCUUACUAAAACUCUUUCAUGCAGAGUAUUUCUAGAGAACCAACCGGCUACCGUCGACGCUCGAGUUGCUGACGACUCCGACAAGGCGCUCGUUGCUCGUUUACGGGGCACCCAGCCCGGGAAUGACCCUGACAGCAUGCCCUUGCGCCCGGGCUUUGGUACCGUUGGGGAGCAUAUCAAACUCCGCACCAAUUUCUUUCCUGUGCGCGUUCCCAAGGGACCGGUCUACGAAUAUGAUGUCGCAAUUACUCCUACAGCUGGAACAGCUAUUCGUCGCGUCAAGCGUCGCAUAUUCCAGCUUGCAGAGGAGACUACUGCGUGGCAACAAGCUGGGAUGCGUGGCACCGUCGCGCACGACAGCAGUGCGAAGCUCAUAUCGGCUCGGGUCCUAGCACAGCCUCUUACAAUCAAAGUACCAUAUUACGACGACGAGGAAAGUGGGCCCCCGGCGCAGGGUGGUAAAGAGUACACCCUCGCAAUUAAAUUUAUCCAGGAAAUCAACACUCAGGAUCUCAUGAGUUACCUAAAUGGGGAUGGCCAGUAUCGGAACUACAACACUCUCCCCGUGAUUUCCGCGUUGAACCUCAUUCUUGCUGCGCAUCCAUUACGCAGCGGUAUCAAAGUCGGUCAAGACCGCUACUUCUUCCGUUCUGCUGCUACUCCAUCGAAUCUUGGCGGCGGGUUAGAAGCGUGGAAGGGCUUCUAUUCCUCCGUGCGCCCCGCUCAUCGUCAGUUGAUGGUGAACGUCAAUGUCUGCACCACAGCGUUCUAUACCCCUGGAAAUCUUGCGGUGCAGAUGAUGGCCUUCAACAACUCCAGUUUCGGCGCACGAAUGGAAGUGUUCUGUAGAGGCGUCAGGGUCAAAGCUACUCAUCUUGGCUAUCGAAAGACUGUCAAGAGUCUUGCCCGCCAGAACGCACGCCAAUACGCCUUCCCGUGCGACGAACUUGGAGGACGAGUCACGGUGGAGCAGUACUUCCUUCGGAAAUAUCAGAUUCGCCUGAAGCACCCUGACCUCCCUCUUGUCGAUGUCGGGGGGCAGAAGAAGAAUUACCUUCCAGCCGAAGUCUGCGACAUUCUUCCUGACCAGCCUUUCCGUGGCAAGCUUACGGACGAGCAUACUGCAUCCAUGAUAACAGUCGCGUGCCAACCACCCAAUGUCAAUGGCAACGCUAUUGUGAACAACGGUCUCAACGAGCUCGGGUUUGUAAACCCAGGUCCCACACUGACCGCGUUUGGCGUCUCCAUCGGGCCGAACAUGGCAGUUGUUCCCGGCCGGAUCCUCCCGAGACCUGGUCUGAAGUACGCCAACAACGUGUCGCCCGCAGUCGAUGACCGAGCUUCAUGGAAUCUGCGGAACAUUCGCUUUGCUGUGGGCGCGCGCCUGGAGAAGUGGGCGGUCCUGCUUAUUGGGGAUCGCAAUAAUCGAGAAGAGUUUGCGGGGCCUCAAGACCCUGCACUCCGUCCCGUUAUCACUGGGUUUAUGGCCAUGUGCAAGACCAGUGGGAUCCUUGUACCAAAUGAUCAGCCUCAGGUUGUAGCUGCAAACCUCCCACCGGCGGAUAAAAGUGAUCCACUUAGAAAGAGCGCCAUCGCAACUAUACGUCAGACACUGAUCCAGCUCUCCCCAAAGCCUUCCUUGGUGCUCGUGAUGCUAUCAAAUGGCGACAAGAACAUUUAUGAGGGAUUGAAGCACCUGUGCGACGUCUACCUCGACGUCGCUACUGUGUGUGUACACGUAGGCAAGAUUAGGAAGGAAAAGGGACAGCCGCAGUAUUUCGCAAACGUGGCCUUGAAAGUGAACAUGAAGAUGGGUGGCGUUAAUCACAAACUCGAUGAAAACACGGGUCGGUGGCUCUCCAGCGUGCCAACGAUGGUAGUCGGAAUGGAUGUGACCCACCCUGCCUCAAUUGCUGCAGUAGUUGCAAGUGUGGACGAUCACUUCGCUCAAUACCCUGCAAGUCUCGAAAUCCAGGAAUCCCGGAAAGAGGACAUGAUGGUCGCGAGGCUUCAACUUUUCCAGCAACGUAGUAAAAGAUUACCUGAACGCGUACUUGUUUAUCGUGACGGGGUCUCCGAGGGGCAAUUCAAUAUCGUUCGGUUGGAAGAGCUUCCAGAGAUCCUGAAAGCCUUCCAUACCUUCGACAAGCCAAAGAAGCCUUAUCGGCCUCCGUUGACUAUUGUCAUCUGUGGCAAGAGGCACCACACCAGGUUCUAUCCCACCGAAAGGAAGGAUGCUGCGAAUGAUGGCAAUCCAAAGCCUGGAACGGUAGUUGAUCGUGGCGUCACCGCGGUAUAUGACUUCGAUUUCUUCCUCCAAGCCCACGGCGGUUUGCAGGGUACGACGAAACCGACCCACUACUACGUCGUUCACGAUGAAAUUGGCUUCGGAGCAGACGGUCUUCAGGGCCUUACGAAUGCCCUGAGCUACAUGUUCGCGCGCGCCACCAAAGCUGUGAGCCUCGUAUCUCCUGCAUAUUAUGCUGAUGUGGCGUGCGAGCGUGGGCGAUGCUACUUGAGGAAACUCCUCCAAGGCCAAAUUGGGGAUGGCACAACGGCCAGCGCUAGCGCCAGCACCAACGAAGCAGACGUCAUGCGAGAAGCACAGGCACUCUGGCGUGGCGGCGUCUCCAAGAAAUUGAAGGACACCAUGUUUUACUUGUGAUCGUGCGCAUAUACUUCUCUCUUGAUUACUGAUCACCAUGGGCUCGUUUCGCUCCUGUAUCAAUAGUUAUGUAUCACUCUAGAGUCCGUCUUCUCGUGCUACUGAAUUGCUUAGUUUCUUGGAUCCACAUCUCUCGAUCGCUAUAUAUGUUUGUCGUGGCUCCUGUUUGGAUAUCAUAUAUCUACACUUGAUGGCUCUGCUGUAGUACUACUACUAAAGCAAUGACUCGAACUUUGUCUCGAAGCCAUGUGACAUUCCUUUGAUGUCCAAGCACCGCCGAUGUUAGGUAAUUGCAACAAUAUGCGUA